Messenger RNA from Culex quinquefasciatus (southern house mosquito), 1566 nucleotides. RefSeq lists its product as uncharacterized. Gene Ontology annotation, molecular function: protein binding. The transcript is spliced from 2 exons. The coding region runs from base 1 to 1566 and encodes 521 amino acids. NCBI's taxonomy places the organism in Eukaryota, Metazoa, Arthropoda, Insecta, Diptera, Culicidae. The record is from RefSeq and is a predicted model, not a curated record.
AUGGAACACUGUAAAGUUUGUGGGCAACCCACCUUCACCGACACCAGGGACAGCUCGGAAUGCGAGCCUCCUCCACAGAAGGUGGCCAAACUCGCGGCAGUUGGGCAGCUCACGCUGCCAGCGGAACUUUGGACGGAGGUAUUCGGGAGCUUGUCGGCUUGGGAUCUGCUCAAGGUGCGGCUGGUUUGUCACCGCUGGAGGAAGCUCGUGAAUGGAAGUUCCACGCUCAGGGGCAAACUUGUGGUGCAGUUUCCGGAGUUUGUCAUGAUGGAUCGUGAUUAUGCGCCCUCGAAUUUGCUUCCGGCGUCAAUUGUCACGUUCAGCCGUGCCAAAAUUGCAACGGUCGGUUCCUGGUGGACGUCGUUCGGAGCGGGGGUCGUCCAUUUAACCAUGAACCAUUGUAACGUGUUGCUUCCGAACAUGCUAAGCCUGCUGAAGCUAACUCCAAAUCUCAAGGAGCUGCACCUGUCGGACAUUCUGAUUGACACGCUUGAUGAAGCGCCGGCGAUGGCCGACUUCCAGAUGGAACAAAUGGAAUUGUUGCACAUCGAUUUGAACUACCAUGGUCAAAAUUUAGGCGUCUUUCUGGAGCUGUGUCCGAACUUGAAGGAUUUAGCUCUCCUCUGCGAACUUUGCUCCGACGAAUUUAAAAACCUGCUGCUGCAACUACCAUCGUAUUUGAGAAAAAUUAGCGCAACGCUGGAAUCGCUUCAAGUUAUCCAGACGGAGCACCUUUUGGCUGAAUUAUGCAGCUUGGAUCUACCGAAACUGAAGCGGCUUUACCUGAACAAAUGCGAAUCAAGAUGUAAAAACAACCGAGCUCUGGUCGAAAUCUGUCGAACGCAUCCGACCCUCGAAGUGCUCGAUAUAGAGGAUGUCAGCGCAAGCAACGAAAUGAUUCUACACGAAGUCGGCGCACUUUUGCCGAACCUGAAAUGGCUUGCGGUCAAGGUACCGAAAGCACCCGGAAUUCAACCGUCGCUGGAGUUCACACCACAGCUGCAAUACUUGCGACUCAAAGGCUCCACCUUUGUCUACCCGGAGCCCACGUUCGCCAGCAAAUGCCCAUACCUGCAGGAACUACACCUGGAACGGGUUACUUUCCAGGAACCGGACAGCCUGCGGCGCUUCCUAGCCCGCUCGCCGAACGUCCGCGAGCUGCACCUCGAGGAGUGCAAGCUUGGGUACUGGUCCUGCCUGCUGACGGCCAUCCGAACCCAGAAGCAACUGCGCCGGCUGACGCUGCGGUAUUUGACAGUCGAAGAUGCCGGCCGGUGCUGCAUCGAUUACCUGGACAAUCUCACUACGCUCGAGUUGAUCGGGUUCAAGGUGCACCAGCAGACGAUGGUCGAGCUGUUUACGAUGGGCGCGGGCAGCUUGAAGCAGCUCACGAUGGUUGGGCUGAAUGAUACGCUGGACUUUGAGGUGGUGGACGUGAUGUGUCAGAAGCUGCGGCGGCUCAGCCAGCUGACAAUCAAAAACUGUACGCUGUCCAAGGAGCACUGCAAACAGGUGCGGGAGCGGUUUGGAUCGGUGGAGAGGCUGAUUGUAGUUGGGGAAAUGUGA